Schizosaccharomyces osmophilus is the source of this 2433-nucleotide messenger RNA. It is a transcript of the gene sec10, whose product is annotated as exocyst complex subunit Sec10. Bases 1 to 2433 code for a protein of 810 amino acids. Gene Ontology annotation, cellular component: cytoplasm; exocyst. The transcript has 5 exons. NCBI's taxonomy places the organism in Eukaryota, Fungi, Ascomycota, Schizosaccharomycetes, Schizosaccharomycetales, Schizosaccharomycetaceae. Gene Ontology annotation, biological process: exocytosis; Golgi to plasma membrane transport. The record is from RefSeq and is a predicted model, not a curated record.
AUGUCUGUUAAUAAUGAAAUGACUUUUGAUGAUGUAUUGCUAAACUGUGUCGCUGAUAAUACGGAUUUGUCUGCUACUGACUUUAUUGAGCAGUGCUCCAAGCCACUCUACACUCUUUCAGAAAGCGCUCCUAAUGAAUUGUUCACCUUAGAAAAUUCGAUUUUGUUAUUUGAAAGAGGAAACUCCGCAUUGACGAAUUUACGAUCAAACUUCAAAGAAAAAAUAAAGAAACACGACUCUGAAUCUAAGUAUAUUCAGCAUGACUACCAAAAGAAAUCCAAGCAUCUACGAGACAAGUUUUCUCAAGUGUUAGACCUUUCAAGGCACUUAAACGACAAUGUAGAAGACAUGAAAGGCGGUCUUGUAGACGUCGGGAAGGAAUUAGAGCUUGCUGAGAAUCACCGGAAGAGGAUAUUGGCAUCUGCCGACUUGAUUCAAUACUAUUUGGAAUUUCGUUCGGGAAACUCUCAAUCUCUUUCGGAUCUCUUUCGUACAAAUAAUCAUGAUAAAAUGCUUUUAUGCGCUCAAAGAACCAGACAACUGUUAGGCUUUGCAAAUGAAGUAGAUUUGCCCGGAGCUUCUGAAACACUAAAUCGCAUCGAAAAAUUUUCCGAAUUCUUAGAAACGAGUUUUCUUAAAUUUUUCAACAAUGAGUAUAGAAAGCCUAACUGGAAAGGAAUGGCUUCUUUCGGAACAAUUUUGCAAGAGUUCAACGGAGGGGCGUCCGUUAUUCGCGAGUUUGUUAAUCAACAUGAGUUUUUCAUAGCCGCGGAUAAGCUUGAAUCAAGAAAAGGAUUGGAAGAAGAUGGUAUUUGGAACGCUCUUCAGGACCCUUUCCAAUCUGUGCCGACUUCUAUUAAUAGCCUUUCUUCCCUUUUUAACGAAAUAUGCUCUGUCGUUGACAGAGACUGUGCUGUCAUUAAACGUGUUUUUCCAAAACCAGAGCUUGUUUUACAAACACUCUGUCAAAGAAUUUUCGGGCAAUCCAUCCAAAAUCGUAUAGAAGAGGUUAUGGAAAUUGCCCAUUCCAAGACAAACUUGGCAUAUUUAAGAUCCUUGCAGACCGUUGUUUCUUCUUUAAAAGAGUUAUUGAUUCAAUUGAAAGAAAUCCUGGCUCGUCGCGGGUUCAAUGUCUCUGAUAACUCCCCUUUGAUCCUUGCAUUAAAUCAAUAUUUGGAAGAUUUACUCGUUCCGUAUGUAGAACCAAAUGAAUACCUCAACCGCGAGAGGCAAUCUUUAACCUCAAUGUUCUGGUUGAAUGUUUACAAGUUUUUGGUUGCGAAUCCAUUCAAGCAACGAGCCAAGCCUGGUCUUUUAAGAUCACUUAUGAACCCUAUUCAGCAAUCAAAAGCUCCGUCAACAGAUUCACAAACCCGCUUUAGUACAAAAACGGAAGGUUAUUUAUUGAGAAUAGCAGGUAUUGACGAGAAUUUGAUCAAGUCGGGCGCAGUCGUCUCUGAAAGUACAUUAUCUAUACCUGAAAACGAAGGUCAUUUGAAUUCAAAAAAUACAUAUUCUUUUAUUGGCUGGCAUGCCGAGGCUUUGAAUCGAGCCUCCCUUAUGAUGUCCCAGCAAGAUAUAAGUACAAUCCUAUUUUCUCUAGUGAAAUUACUAGACGAAUUAGUUAACAAUCGAUACAUAAAUGAAGCAUUAUUGUCGGUUUAUAACUAUAUCCAGCAAUAUGACAAACGCUCUGACUUGGAUUUGAGCUUUUUAAUUGAUAUCCGUGAAUGCAAAAAGAUAAUGGGUUUUUAUUCCGCAUAUAUUACUUCUAUAAUUAUACCCUCUGUAGGUUUUACCGCGUCUUCGAGGAAAGAAACGAUCAAUACUUUGAGCUUAGCUAUUACAAAUCUUGAACAUCGCGUCAACAGCUUGUUCUAUGCUUCUGUAAAGGUGUUGAGUUCCCGAUUAGAUCUCCUUCUAGCCCCAUAUAAAAAUAUCUCUUACGCUAUGUCAGAGGAACAGAUCGAUAUAUCACCAAAGCAACGACAGUCAAUGACUAAGAUGGUACAAACCUAUCUUGAUCAACUGCUGUCGUCUAUUCAAAAACUCGACCAAAAGGAUCCAUCGCUGUUUGCUUUGAAGAAGAAAGCUGCGCUUAAUCUUGCGGCAGUAUUAGUAGGAUAUGCAUUUCGCUCUAAAGUCACUCCAACUGGUGCGUUGCUACUACAAGAUGACUUAAAUUUCUUUCAUUCAGUUUUACAGAGUUGGGGUAUCGACAUCGUCAACAAUAAAUUUAGAACCUUACAGCAAUUGCUAAGCCUAUUAAUGGUCAAGACUGAUGUUUUACCAGCGGUAAUGCAGGACAAGCGAAAAGCCGGUUUCACUGAUAUGAAUAUUCAUGAAGUUUUGCGCCUACGCUCUGAUCUGCCAGAGGAUUUGCGCUUGCAGACAAAUAAAGAGGAUAUUUUAAUUUCUACGAAGAGUAGUUAA